ACUCCUUCAAGUUUAGCCUCAAGCGAAGUGCAGAUACUCUCACCCAUCUCAAGAACAGAUUUGGUUAAAAGGGGCUGUUACAGGCUUCUUCUCGGCCACACCGGCUUCAAUGGCUGCCUCUGUGUCAUCACCACCAUCGCCAUUACUUGCCUCAUUUAGAAAAACCCAACCCAAAAAUUUUGCUCCCUCCAUCACCCACAACAAAAAGUUAAACUACUUCAACUCAAACCAAUGCUUGGCAUUUCAAUUUCAAACUUCUCACCAUCCGGGUUCUCUUUCUACCACUUCUCCAGUUUCUUCCGCUGCGACAAAAGCUGCUUCAGAUGGGUUUCCUGGCACAGUUGAAGAAGAUGAGGAGAUUGUGCCAUUUCCAGCGGAAAGACCUGUGAAAUUUCUCUUUUGGGUCGUAUUCUGGGCGUCUCUGUCUCUUGCUGUGUUUGCAGCCUGUGGUGAUGCCGAUGCUGCCGUCGAUUCCGUCAGAACUUCAAGCUUCGGUCUCAAGAUAGCGGCGGCACUUCGGAGCUCGGGCUGGCCCGACGAGGCCGUGGUCUUUGCCCUCGCCACGCUUCCGGUGAUUGAGCUUCGCGGAGCUAUCCCUGUUGGAUACUGGAUGCAACUCAGGCCAACAAUCCUAACCGUCUUAUCUGUUCUUGGGAACAUGGUUCCUGUGCCAUUCAUUGUACUCUAUUUGAAGAGGUUUGCAUCUUACUUGGCUGGAAGGAAUCAGUCUGCCUCUGGGUUACUUGGAACGCUUUUAGAGAAUGUCAAAAGGAAGGCUGGCCCUGUGGAAGAGUUCAAGUGGUUGGGUCUUAUGUUGUUCGUGGCCAUUCCCUUCCCUGGAACAGGAGCAUGGACAGGUGCCUUCAUAGCUUCUGUUCUUGACAUGCCAUUCUGGCCUGCUGUGUCAGCAAAUUUUUGCGGUGUUGUUCUGGCUGGGCUUCUAGUAAACUUGCUGGUGAACCUUGGGAUCAAGUAUGCCAUUGUAACUGGUAUUGUUCUCUUCUGUACAUCCACAUUCAUGUGGAGUGUCCUUCGAAAUCUUAGGCCUUUGAGCUCAUCAAAUUGAUGAAUAAAUAGAUCUUUUUUUUU
Molecule: messenger RNA, 1089 nt
Organism: Malania oleifera
Lineage: Eukaryota; Viridiplantae; Streptophyta; Magnoliopsida; Santalales; Ximeniaceae
Exons: 2
Coding region: 110-1066 (318 amino acids)
Cellular component (GO): chloroplast
Source: RefSeq, a predicted model, not a curated record